AUGCCUCCACGCGGACCAAUAGGGAGGUGCGAGACCCGCCCCACCGAUUACAAGGCUGCCACGACGUGGGCGUCGUGGCCACGCGUCGCUCUAGCGGUCGAUGACGAGGACGCGGAGGAGGAGGGGGGGGAGGAGGAGGAGGAGGAGGAGGAGGAGGAGGAGGAGGAGGAGGAGGAAAGCGAUGACGAAAACGACGACCGUCCACCUCGUAGCUCUAAUCCGCGCACCUUGGACGAACGACUCAGGCGGGAACUGCAAUUCAUCGACAUACUGCUCGACCAGGACGAGGACGAGGACCAGGAGAACUUGGCGGUGCCGCGCGAACAGUGGAGAGCGGCAGACUUCGUCGAGGAGGACAUGCACGCUGAGGCAGUACACCUCGUGGAUCUAUCACUACAAGAGGUGGGCGGCGAAGAUGUUGAAGCAAAUUCGCAACAAGCUUCCGCAGGAGUACAGGCUUAA
Molecule: messenger RNA, 462 nt
Organism: Closterium sp. Yama58-4
Lineage: Eukaryota; Viridiplantae; Streptophyta; Zygnematophyceae; Desmidiales; Closteriaceae
Source: the annotation of a GenBank genome assembly